GCUUUUCUUUAUUUCACUUUUUUUUUUAAAAAAGAUAGCAUUCUGUCUUAAAAUAUUCCAGGACAAAAACAAUAAAUAUUUCCAUAAUAUCUACUUUAUUUUUAUCCUUCUCAUCUCUUUAUAGAUUACCUGAGAAAAUAGCCUAAGGCAGUGGUCCUCAAACUUUAGCAAGCCACAAAAUGCCCUGAAGUAUCUGUAUAAAGGCACGUGGCUGAGCCCCACCAAGUUCAGGGCAGGAAAAUUUGCAUUUCUAACAAGUUCUUGGAGGUGAGGCAGCAAUCCUGGUCCAGAGAUCACAGUUUGAGAACUGCUGUAGUUGUUUAACAAAGUCUAACUUGAGCGCCAUUCACAUCUUUUCAUGAUUUUAGUAAAGAGGCUGGUUUAAAACAAACUCCUAGACUUAAAAAGAAAACCCAACUUUUCCUAAACAUAUUUAAGCAUUUAUAAACUUCUUAAAGCAACUUCCCUAAUAUUUCCAUUCUUAUGACUUAGAUACCAAUAUUGGAAUUCAAAGUCAAAUUUCAAAGUCUUUUUUGCCUAAUGCCACAAUUGUUUUGUAUAUAUUUAUCUAAUAGAUAUAUUUCUCAGUAAAUUACAUUACCGAAAAUGAAAUAAUGCAACCCCCCCACCCCAAGAAAGACACAGUUAUUUUCAGAUUUCUUCAUUGGGAUUCCAUAACAUGAAAUGUGGGGAAAGGUCUGAAUUCCCGGAAGAUAUUACGUACUAAUUGGUGUUACGGUUUUGCCUUCUUUAUAGUUCAUGUUUUUCAAGUGUUUAUUCUAAAUCUUAUUUUGAAGUACUCUUGGCAGGUGUCACAUUGCAAAACCCCUUCAUUCACAGGAUCCACACUCCUCUAUGCUUCCUCUAGGAGGUAUUCCAUGAAUGAGUGAACUAAUUAAUCUAAGUUUAAAAGCAAUCCAGUAAUUCUGAAACUUCUAAGUAUUCAUACCAUGGUAAAUAGAUUUUAAAAAUUAGUUUUAGUUUUUUAAAUUGUGUACCGAAGAAGGAAAAGACAAAAAGUUUGAGUAUUUUCUCCGCAAGAGAUAGAUACGUUCCAUUCUGCUAUUUCCUGCUCCAGCUGUAGAAGGUGGCGUCACCCUAGCUCUCCCAUCUCCUGCCAGGGGCUCUGCUUCCUAUAAGUCGUCUGAUUCCUCACCUUCCACCUAACCAGUCACUGGUUUACUGUCUUCUGUAUUCAAAAUUAUAACAAAGAGUCCCAUUCCUGUGGAAAAGAAAAGUGUCUUUUACUCCAUGGAGUCUCUCUUUCUCCCUUUCAUUCAUCUGCAGAGACGCCUCUGCAGAAUUGUCUGCCUGUCACCAAAAUGCAGGCUGGAGAUACCCUGCCUCAUCCUCCUCUAGGCAUAGGUUGGUCAAGGUUAUUCUGAAUGCGAUCUUCCCGCUCACCGUCCCCCAACCCCCACUCCUUCUCUGACUGUACUUAUCCUAUCAGCUAACUUCUCACCCUUCCUCCCCCCAGAUACUCCAUAAUGCAUGCAGUUUUAGUCACCAUCCUAAAAAGCCUAAGGAACAGUCCUCUUCCUUCUGGAACUCUGUAACCCUGGAAAGGAGGUUGGAAGAAAACACUAUCUUAAGGAGUUGGGCUCUCACCGUUGUGACAUUGUACUGCGUCCUAUUAAGAGUGGGUGGAAUUGUUAAAGAGGUAAAUGCCUUGUCUUUCAGCAUCCCUGAUUAUUUUAGAAAUAUUCUUAUAGGGCUUUUUAACAUUAUCCUAAUCCUCUUUCACAGUGCUUAAUCAUCCAGGCCUCUCCUAAGAAUUAGGAGAAAAUUAGUAGGAAAUUCCUGCUGCAGUGCUUUGAGCAGAAAUGAUCAAUGUAGAGAGAAAGGGCUACCCUGAAUUCUAGUUAGACAAAAUUCAGCUAAAUGUGUAUGUUUAACUGCCCUGAGAAUAGAUGUGGAUAAGUGAGUUAAAACAAACUCAUUCUAACCCAAGAUAACUAAAGCCAUUGAAAUCAGACUCUCUUCAUUUUGCCAUCAAAACAGUUUCAUUUUUCCUUUAAGAAAAUGAGAAUUUUUUUCUCAUUUUCUACCAUUCUAGCUUUCUUUUGAGGUGAGUUUGUUACUUCUGACAAUUCCCAGUCUUCAGUAACACAUAACCUUUUCUUUAGUUCUCAUAGAUGUAAGAAGGUACCCCCAAGGAAAGGCUUGGGGCAUUUGUUCAAAGUGAAAACGAAUGUCUGAAAAUUAAGCACAGCCCAAGAUGUGAUUUCUUGGUCCACUUGGGGCUGCCUGGUCUAGUGGCAGUUAUAAUUUGAUUGAGCCGUGACUGCUGUUCUUUUUUCCAACACAGAAUUAGCCACUUCCUGAAUACCUGGUUAGCAGACAAAGCCUGAGAGGAGAGCAGUUAGGUGGUGACUGCCUGGUGGGAAAACACCUCCUGGGUCUCUUCAUCUCUCUCUCUCUGAAAUAAUGCACUAAGUUUCUUGCCCAUAUCAGCUAGAAUGUGAAACAGACAGCUGUUAGACCUAGAGUCAGUAUGCUUUUCAACAUUCACAAUAGGAUUUUAGAUGCAGCAAACACACAAAAAGUCAAAUUUGAAUAAAUAACAUAAGUGUAUUGUGUCUGUGUCCUUUUUUUGUGUGUUUGUUUACUCUGUGGCACCAAUUUGAGUCAGAUGGUACAAGCUCUGCGGACCUCGUGCCUGAUUCUCCAUACCCUUUUCUCCUGUUUCAGCUCUGUCCGCAGGUAGCAAAACCCUUCCUCAGAGUUCACCUUUAGUGCACAGAGACUGGAAUAAAUGUCCUGUGCAGGGGAAUUAAGCUAAAAAAUAAAAAGUAAAAUAAAUAAAUAAAAAUUAGCUCAUCAUAUUUUCCCACAAAUUUCAUUAAAAGAUGAUUAGAGUGGCUGCCUCUUUCUGUGUGGUUGCCUCGCUGAUGGAAGAAGGGAAAUCUGGACCUCCUGAUUCACAAUUCCUCUUCUUGCCCUGGCUUUACCCCAGGGUGGCCAGUUCUCAAGGUUUGAGUGGAGACUAUCAGAGGACCUGAAAGGGCAUCUUGCAAUGGAGGCAAAUGAGGCUGUAAGAAUGGUGCCUGGGAGAUUUGGAGGCCAGGGCACCUUGAGAAGACCUGACAGUCCCUUCUUUUAUAGUUCCCAAGCGAGUUCUGCUCUUUUCACGUCUACUUACUGCGCACCCCUGUGGCUGCCCCUCUGCGCUUCCUCGUCCCACCUCCCUAAAGGAGUAGAAGCCAAGGGAUAUGAGGAAUGCGCUCCACCCACAGAACACCGACACAUCGCCUCUAAACCGUAGCGUCUGAGUAGUAGGCAGCAGUCUCACAAGCACCCCAUUCUGUCCGCAAGAGGUUCUAGGCAGGCGUAAGGAGGAGGCAGGCGGGCUCGCACGCCGGAGCGCUCAGCCCAGAAUUAGUGGAUCUAUUUGGAAUCUCCCUGCCUCCUUGAAGCUCAUCCGCUGUCGCCGGAUUGUGUACAGACGGUAGCGUCCACCCAGCAAAGCUGCACUUUGGGCUGCGGACAUUCAGAGCCUGGCGCACCAGCCCCGCGUCUACGCACCAAGUCCCGCAGCUCCGAAAGGCAUGAACCCGAUCCAGAGGCGCCUGUCCAGCGCGCGGGGACCGCUCGGUGUUUGCCGCCCUCGGGAGCCGACCUCAAGCCCCUCCAGCCAUUUGUGAAACUAGAGGCUUGAAAUUCGCCAGCGCGGAGCCCCGCGAGAAAAAUUUCAAUGAGAAGAAAAGCCAGUGGAUCGUGGUCCUAGAAAAUCUGCUUAGAUGAUGUCUGUUUCCUGCGCUAUUAACACGUGGCCGAGCUGUAAGUAAAUGCUCAGCACUGCAUGAUGAAUUGGAUGGCUGCAGACCGGAGGCAAAAAAAAUAAUUGUCUCAUUUUCGUGGUGAUUUGCUUAACUGGUGGGACCAUGCCAGAACGGCUAUCGGCAAUGCUCUUGGAUCUCUGGACUCCAUUAAUAAUAUUAUGGAUUACUCUUCCCCCUUGCAUUUACAUGGCUCCGAUGAAUCAAUCUCCAGUUUUAAUGAGUGGAUCCCCUUUGGAACUAAAUAGGCUGAGUGAAGAACAGCGGAUUUUGAACCGCUCCAAAAGAGGCUGGGUUUGGAAUCAAAUGUUUGUCCUAGAAGAGUUUUCUGGACCUGAACCGAUCCUUGUUGGCCGGCUACACACAGACCUGGAUCCUGGGAGCAAAAAAAUCAAAUAUAUCCUAUCAGGUGAUGGAGCUGGGACAAUUUUUCAAAUAAAUGACGUAACAGGCGAUAUCCAUGCUAUCAAAAGACUUGACCGAGAGGAAAAAGCUGAGUACACCCUAACAGCUCAGGCAGUGGACUGGGAGACAAAUAAGCCUCUUGAGCCUCCGUCUGAAUUCAUUAUUAAAGUUCAAGACAUCAACGAUAAUGCACCAGAGUUUCUCAAUGGGCCCUAUCAUGCUACGGUGCCAGAGAUGUCCAUUUUGGGUACAUCUGUCACUAAUGUAACAGCCACCGAUGCUGAUGACCCAGUUUAUGGAAACAGUGCAAAGUUGGUUUAUAGUAUCUUGGAAGGACAGCCUUAUUUUUCCAUUGAGCCUGAAACAGCAAUUAUAAAAACUGCCCUUCCCAACAUGGACAGAGAAGCCAAGGAGGAGUACCUGGUCGUUAUCCAAGCCAAAGACAUGGGUGGACACUCUGGUGGCCUCUCUGGGACCACAACACUCACAGUGACCCUUACUGACGUUAAUGACAAUCCUCCAAAAUUUGCCCAGAGUCUGUAUCACUUCUCGGUACCAGAAGAUGUGGUUCUUGGCACUGCAAUAGGGAGGGUGAAGGCCAAUGAUCAGGAUAUUGGGGAAAAUGCACAGUCAUCCUACGACAUCAUUGAUGGAGAUGGAACAGCACUCUUUGAAAUCACUUCUGAUGCCCAGGCCCAGGAUGGUAUUAUACGCCUGAGAAAGCCCCUGGAUUUUGAGACCAAAAAAUCCUAUACGUUGAAGGUAGAAGCAGCCAAUGUCCACAUUGACCCACGUUUCAGCAGCCGGGGGCCCUUUAAAGACACGGCGACGGUCAAAAUUGUUGUCGAAGAUGCUGAUGAGCCUCCGGUCUUCUCCUCCCCGACUUACCUCCUUGAAGUUCAUGAAAAUGCUGCUCUAAACUCCGUGAUUGGGCAAGUGACCGCACGUGACCCUGACAUCACGUCCAGUCCUAUAAGGUUUUCCAUCGACCGGCACACUGACCUGGAGAGACAAUUCAACAUUAAUGCAGAUGAUGGGAAGAUAACCCUUGCAACACCCCUUGACAGAGAAUUAAGCGUAUGGCACAACAUAACCAUCAUCGCUACUGAAAUCAGGAACCACAGUCAGAUAUCCCGAGUACCUGUUGCUAUUAAAGUGCUGGAUGUCAAUGACAACGCCCCUGAAUUCGCAUCCGAAUAUGAGGCAUUUUUAUGUGAAAAUGGAAAACCCGGCCAAGUCAUUCAAACAGUGAGUGCCAUGGACAAAGAUGAUCCCAAAAAUGGACAUUAUUUCUUAUACAGUCUUCUUCCAGAAAUGGUCAACAACCCGAAUUUUACCAUCAAGAAAAAUGAAGAUAAUUCCCUCAGCAUUUUGGCAAAGCAUAAUGGAUUCAACCGCCAGAAGCAAGAAGUCUAUCUUUUGCCAAUCAUAAUCAGUGAUAGUGGGAAUCCUCCUCUGAGCAGCACCAGCACCCUGACCAUCCGGGUCUGUGGCUGCAGCAGUGAUGGUGUUGUCCAGUCUUGUAAUGUUGAAGCUUAUGUACUUCCAAUUGGACUCAGUAUGGGCGCCUUAAUUGCCAUAUUAGCAUGCAUCAUUUUGCUGCUAGUCAUCGUGGUGUUGUUUGUAACUCUGCGGCGACAUAAAAACGAGCCUUUAAUUAUCAAAGACGAUGAAGACGUGCGAGAAAACAUCAUUCGCUACGACGACGAAGGAGGAGGAGAAGAAGACACGGAGGCUUUUGACAUCGCAACUUUACAAAACCCAGAUGGAAUUAAUGGAUUUUUACCCCGUAAAGAUAUUAAGCCAGAUUUGCAGUUCAUGCCAAGGCAAGGGCUUGCUCCAGUUCCAAACGGUGUGGAUGUCGAUGAAUUCAUAAAUGUGCGGCUGCACGAAGCAGAUAAUGACCCCACAGCGCCGCCCUAUGACUCCAUUCAGAUUUAUGGCUAUGAGGGCCGGGGGUCUGUGGCUGGCUCCCUCAGCUCCUUGGAGUCGGCCACCUCAGACUCAGACCAGAAUUUUGACUACCUCAGUGACUGGGGUCCCCGCUUUAAGAGACUGGGUGAACUCUACUCUGUAGGUGAAAGUGACAAAGAAACUUGACAGAGGAGGAGAAAUCGAUCCAUGGGAACUGAGCAUUCUGUAAUAUUCUAGGGUCACUCCCCUUAGAUACAACCAAUGUGGCUAUUUGUUUUAGAGGCAAGUUUAGAACCAAUCAUCUAUAAACUCAACUGCAUUUUAAUGUCGAACCAAAAAAAUUAAUAAUAAAAAUUUUUACAAAGUAUAUGUUAGGAGGUUAUAAAUCUUGUGGAGUGUGAAUUAAAGUAUGUGGAGUGUCUAGAAGUCUUUGGAUAUUUGAUAUUUACCUGACCACCACAGACAAAGAUUGGGAUCCUGGCUAAUCCUUAGUGCAAUGGUUUAAAAAAGAGGAAAAAAUCAAAAUUAAAAAGGUGCUUUCUUAGAAAAACGGACCUGCAAGAAAUUUGCUGCUGAUAUGUGUCUUCUGCAAGGAUUUUUAUAAAUGCAAAUGGUUUUUCCCCUUCACCAGUAAGGAUCCCGCUACAAAUGAUAAAGCAAUACUUGGUCUGCUGUACAUUCUGACUUUUUGGAGUUUUGGGAGGCCUCCUAGAUUACACGGUACGGUGACCACACAUUGUACAUAAUUGUUGGCCCCACUCAUCAGAGACUGAAUAGCAUCUUUAAAUAUUGUGUCGAGCCUUAAAAUAUUCACAUGUUCGUAAUCCAUUCCAGGGCGAGGAAUGCCAGCUCAGUGGUGGGAGGAGAGAAAUCCCAUUCAAACAGGCUUGUUUUCUGGAAGCAGGAUGACUCAUUCCCUCCACUUCAUCUUCUCCCACAAGGACACAAAGAUAAACUGUAUCACACAGCGGACUACAUGAGAGACAGAUGGUUUUAUCGCUAGCGCGUGGAUUUAUUUGUUUAAUCCUCGAAAUAAAUAUUUUAUUGAUGUCCAUUAAUGCUUUUAUUUAUUAAGGUUGGUAAUCUAUAGAGUAAGGGACUAUAUGAAAAAAACUAAAUUAUAUCCAUUAAUAAUCCUUUAGAUUGUUUUAUAUAAAUAUAUAUACAAUGAAUGUUUAAUACAUGUACAUUUUGACGAGAUGAGUAUGGCAGGCAAUAUUAUCAAAAGGGAAGCCAAUAGUCUCUUUAGAGUAGAAAGUGUUAUUGUGACUGGUGAUGGCAGGAACAGCAUUUUCCCAGAGAAACUUUUGGACUGUUUUUUCUAUUUUGUUCAUAAUCCCUAGUAUUUGGUGUUUUUACUACAAGCACAAACAUCUGAAAGUAUAUUGACUCAUGUGAAUAUUUAAACUCUAGACUUUUAGAUACCUACAGAAUGCCCUGCCCAAUAAACAUGCUUCCGGCUUCCCCUCCCCACCCCUGUUUUAGAGCAGGAACUGAUUUGUAUAUAAUUUUACAGCUUCUGUUUCUAGUACUUCUCCCCAUCCAGUCUUCAUGGUGAUGCACAGAACGUCUUAGAUUCCAAAAGAGAACAGCACUAGAAGAUAUGAGCAUAUUCAAUUUUUAAUGCAAACCUGCCAUUUAGGAGUAGAAAAUGUAUGAUAAAACUCAAGUACUACAUGCAGAUCAUUUUAAUUUUCUACUUUGCUUUAAUGCAAUAUUGUUUAUUUACUUCAUGUAUUGUAUUCAGAGAAACUCCUGUAUCGUUUCCUACUUUGUGAAAUAUAUUUUUAUAAAUA
Sus scrofa (pig) is the source of this 7894-nucleotide messenger RNA. NCBI's taxonomy places the organism in Eukaryota, Metazoa, Chordata, Mammalia, Artiodactyla, Suidae. The record is from RefSeq and is a predicted model, not a curated record.